Mercurialis annua (annual mercury) is the source of this 2221-nucleotide messenger RNA. RefSeq names its product probable LRR receptor-like serine/threonine-protein kinase At1g67720. Lineage: Eukaryota; Viridiplantae; Streptophyta; Magnoliopsida; Malpighiales; Euphorbiaceae. Gene Ontology annotation, molecular function: protein binding. The coding region runs from base 311 to 1855 and encodes 514 amino acids. The transcript is spliced from 9 exons. The record is from RefSeq and is a predicted model, not a curated record.
UAACUGCCGUUUCUUCUUCUUUUCUUGACCCGGCCCUUCCUUCUCCACUUUCCCGCGUCAUCGUCACCAUUAAACUAACCAAAAAAAACUAAAUUAAAAUUCCUUCCCUCUUCAACAACUCCUCCUCCCUCUCACUCUAUCUUUUCCUUUCUUCCAAACACAACUUAAAAAAGACCCAUUCAAUUCCAUUCCAAACUAACCAAAUACCAAACAAACAAACUUUCAAUUUCAUUUCCUAUUUCUUAAAUUUUUUUAUCACUUUAAUUUUAUUUUCCUCUGUUUUAGUCACAUACAUGCAAUUCUCCUUACAAUGUCUGUUCUUCAUUUCAUUUUAAUCUUCUCUUGUUUUCUCUCCAUAUCCCUCUCUCAACCUCCACCUCCUAGAGGUACGUUCAUCAAUUGUGGGGCCACUUCUCCGUCCACAAUUUCCGGCCGUCAAUGGCUACCGGACCUAGGGUUUGUAUCCCAAGGAACACCGAAGAAUCUCUCAAUUUCUGUUCUAUCUCCGAUUCUCUCCACCGUCCGAUCAUUUCCGAUCAUAAAAAAUGUCCUCGUCAAAUUCUGCUACGUCGUCCCUGUGUUUCGCGGAGCUAAGUACAUGGUGAGGACUACCUAUUUUUACGGAGGGGUAAACGGCAACGAUUCUCCGCCGGUUUUUGAUCAGAUUUUGGACGGAACUUUGUGGAGCGUGGUGAAUACGACUGAGGAUUAUGCUAACGGCAUGUCGUCUUAUUAUGAAGGUGUUUUUAUUGCUCAAGGGAAGACGAUGAGUUUAUGUAUUGGGGCUAACUCGUAUACGGACUCCGACCCGUUUAUUUCGGCUCUCGAGUUCGUGAUUUUGGGUGGUUCGCUUUAUAAUUCUACUAAUUUUAAACAAAAUGGGUUGAGUUUAAUUGCUAGGCAUAGUUUUGGCUAUAAUGGAUCCAUUAUUAGAUUCCCUGACGACCAAUUUGAUCGAUUUUGGGAGCCAUUUGGAGAAAAUGAUGUUGCCGUUUCGAAAAACGAGAACGUUUCGGUUUCUGGCAUUUGGAAUCUUCCUCCCGCGAAGGUAUUUCAAACGGAGUUAACGGGUCAGUCUGGCGGUGCCUUGGUGGUGAAGUGGCCUGCAGCGCCACUUCAGAAUUCUACAUACUACAUUGCUUUAUACUUUGCAGAUGAUCGGAGUUCUUCUGAUGCGCCGGAAAGGUUGCUUAAUGUAAGCAUAAAUGGGUUUACUUAUUAUAGUAAUUUGAGUGUGUCACAAGAAGGGUCUUCUGUGUUUGCUACACAGUGGCCGCUCAGCGGUCCGAUGACUGUUAGUUUGACUCCUUUUGAUAAUUCGAGUGUUCCUUUGAUCAAUGCUGGUGAGAUUUUUGAGAUUUUGGCGCUUGGAGGACGAACUCUUACAAGAGAUGUAUCGUUGAUGGAACAAGUGAAAAGUAGUUUUCAGAAUCCGCCACAUGAUUGGAGUGGUGAUCCCUGUUUGCCUCGACAGUAUUCAUGGACUGGAGUUACAUGCUCUGAAGGCCCCCGAAUUCGUGUGAUUUCUCUGAAUCUAACAGGCAUGAGCCUAUCAGGGUCACUUUCACCAAGUAUUGCUAAAAUUACUGCAUUGACAGACAUCCUGCUUGGAAACAACAAUUUAACAGGCUCAUUACCUGAUUUCAGUACAUUGAAGAUGCUGCAAACACUGCACUUGGAAGACAACCAGUUCAAUGGAGGGAUCCCCUCAUCACUUGGAAAUAUUAAGAAUCUGCGAGAACUAUUUUUGCAGAACAAUAAUCUGACAGGUCAAAUUCCAAAUAACCUUAUUGGAAAACCUGGGUUGGACUUGAGGACCACCGGAAAUCAGUUAAUAUCGCCGCCACCUUCUUGAGCGGAAUGCACCCCGAGCAAAGGCGGAAAGUAGGCAUUUUUAUUUCACCCUUCAACUACACUUUACAUUUUACAAAGUAACAUAUAGAGAGUUCUUGCUGCAAAUUCGACCGUUGAAAAGGCUACUCUGGUUUGACCAAUACAAAUAUACAAUCAAGUGGAUAUGAUUCUUUAUUUUUAUUUUUUUUGGGUCCAACACAGCAUAUAACUGAAUCACACUUUGAAUCUACAAUUCUAUAUGUAAUUAAACAAAAAUAACAUGUAGUCAAUUUUUUUUUCUUUUGUGUAAUCAUUAUUUUGUUUUAAAUUCUUGAUGUAAUAUGAAAGAUACCUGUUUUCAUGGGUUUAUGAGAUGGCAGGUUUGAUC